Molecule: messenger RNA, 2839 nt
Organism: Portunus trituberculatus (swimming crab)
Lineage: Eukaryota; Metazoa; Arthropoda; Malacostraca; Decapoda; Portunidae
Exons: 2
Coding region: 429-2405 (658 amino acids)
Source: RefSeq, a predicted model, not a curated record
GCCAUUGUUAGACACGUGCACGGGACGGGACAGCUAACUGGAGGCACCGGUGUUAUUAUCUCUUUUUUUUCUCCAAUUCACGGCAAGGACAGACACUCCAGGGCAUAGCAGUGGUGUUAGGACAUGGAGAAUGUGAAGUUCUGUGAGGCGUCCCCACACCAGGUGCAGGAGGCGUGGCAGAUCGGGCUGGCGGCGGGCCUUGGGGUGUACGGCGUGCUGUACGGCCUAGGCCUGAUCCUCACCUACAGUCACGUGCUCAUGCCAAUCUCCUACUGCUGUCAUGGUCAUGUGGCGCGGCUGGUGCCAGCGUUCACUCUGGUGGUGCUGUGGCCUUUCUGGCGGAUGCCCAUAAAGAGCGACAUGGCCUGGUGACCUGUGACCCCUGGAGUGGCUUACAGUGGGUGACUUUCUUGGUGAACCUGUGUUUCAUGGUGCGCCUUGGGAUAAACUUUUGUGUCACCUACCAGCCCCAGCUGAUGGCCACAGUAGUGGACGUGUGGCUCUUCACACAGGCAUGCUUCGCCCUUCACAACGGUCUCAACAUGUAUGCCUUCACGUUCCUGACACUGAUUAGGUUUUUCCACACUGAGUGUCUGAUGGCUUGGAGUCGUCUGAACACACUGGUGCGUACGGCCUUUGGUGUAGUACUGGUGACGCUGGUGGUGGCCGGUGCGCUGCAGGUGGCUGAGGAGCAUGACACCCUGUACGGCACCCACAGCACAGCACAAGGCACACUGCAGCCCAUCCGUUCAUUCUGGAGCUACGAGUACUGGACAGUUGUGACUGUGUCCACUGUUGGUUACGGAGAGAUAACACCCUCCACCAACGCUGGCAAAGUUGUGGCAACCAUUGCUGUGGUGGCGGGUGUUGUGUGGUACGCUGCUGUCGCUGGUAGAAUGAGUGUUGCAUUGAAGGAGUAUAUCCGCGAGGCACGCUAUCCUCCGCCAGCAUCGAGCCGUCCACGCAUCAUCGUGUUGAGCGAGACUGAUCCCAAACACUUGAGCUGUCUACUGAAGGCUGUCGAGAAAGAUAAUGACAAAGAUGUAGAGGUGAUUGUAUUGACGUCUGCUGAAUUAGUACCCUGCUACCUCCAGCUCACCGGUUUGCUGCCCAUUAAAGUGAUCUCGUCCACUGAUCUACAACAGGACCUGACCAGCCUGCUGUCUGGAGCAGAUAACAAACGGUACAGCAAUGUACGCCAGCAUGAUGCUGUUGUCCUCUUCAGUGAUCAUGAGGCAGAGAAUCCAGAGACUGAAGACGCUCGUGUGCUCCAGCUAUUGGUGCAGGCAAGAGCCAGUGUUCCUGGCAGACGAUUUAUUGUGCAGGUGCUUCUAAGUUCCAGCCGCCGUGCUGUGCAGCAAACACCUUGUUGGUCUACACGAGAUGUUGUUGUAUGUAUGGAAGAACUGAUUGUUGAUUUACUGGCACAGGCUGUGGUCUGUUCAGCUGUAGGGCCCUUCAUGUCCAGCUUACUGCAGGCCCCGACUGCCUAUACUGUGAAGAAAGAUCAACGCCCCAUGCACCUCCGCUUGCAUCAACCCAGCAGCUCCACUUCUCAGGUGGAGGAUUUUGUGAAGGCAGCUCUUGAGUUGUUUAGAAAGCGGGGCGACCUCCUACUGGGCUGGCUCUUGCCUGAGACACAAGACUUCGAGCUCCUGCCUGCUGAUCUCCCACCUGGUGUGCAGUGGGUGGUCAUUUCUGCUGACACUGACUCCCCAGAAACAUCAUUACCAGCCAUUAAAUCUGAUAAGAUUGGAAACAUUUGCGGUUAUCCUGUGGAAGUGCAUGUGGUGGUGCGUGGGGCAGAGCCUGGUCGCAUGGCCUUGGAAGACGCCUUGCAAGGGUUUGUCAACGUGAGCUUGUUUUCAGAAGCGGAUUGGCGGUCUGCCUCCACCGUGGUAAUGACCACUGCAGGGAUGCCUCCCAGCUACACUAUUGAAGCCCACUGCCAGCGGAUCAUGGUGAAGCAGCCAGCAAAGGAUCCACUGCAGACCAACCACAUGCGCUUUGUAACGGACGUGCACCCUGGCCAGGGCCAAAGGGCGUGGGAUGAGCGCACCACAGGUGAUGUGAUCAGCAAGUCCAUUGUGGUGUGGGCCACUGCUGCUGCCAUCCUGGAUCGCACCUUGUACUGGGUUUGGCGGCGGCUGGCGGCAAGCAAUGCUGUGGUGAGUAUGGAGGUGCUCCUGAACUGUACCUAUUGGGAAGCCUUCCAGGAGCUACUGUCUGACCGACUGUUGCCUCUGGCGGUGAAAGUAGGCGAUGGGGAUGACAGCUGCAUCAUUAAUCCCUCAGCUUUAUUGCGGCUCACACCAGGGAACAUGUUACUGUGCCUGCAGAUCAGCCCUGCUAUUAAAGCCUCUCUGUCAACUGUCACUCUCUCCCAAGGCACCAGGCACAACUAGCAAUCCUUUUCACUGUUUGGAUGAAGCUGCGUCCGUCCCACCAGUAUCGUCCAUGUCACAUACCAGGGAACACCACUUGCGUCUCUAACAUUUCACCUCAACGGGAGGCCUCCGUUCCGUGCAUUAGGAGUAUUCCGUUGUGGGGAGGUACGAGUAUGUCCACCGGGACGGAGAAGUUUGUCCUUUUUCGUUUGGUCAGAGUUUGAAGUGUAUGGCGUGCCGGUAGCUGCAGUGUUACCUCAGUGUGUUGACUUCCAGUGUGUGUUGCGCCGCGCCUUCACCUCGGGCUCCUCACGGCACAGGUGGUCCAUCCGCCCUGCUGAGGACACCCAUCCAAUCCGAUCCUCUUCAUCUAAGGCCUCUUGUAUUAACCUGCCUAUGCUCUCUCUCUCUCUCUCUCUCUCUCUCUCUCUCUCUCUCUCUCUCUCUCUCUC